CUAGCACGGCACCCAAGCUCACCCUCCACCUUGCCUGGCCUAUCGCCGCACCUUCUUCACCGCGGGCCGCCGCGAUAACUAACUUCCGCCGCUGGCGCACCAUCGUGGAUUAGGGUUACACGCGGCCGCGCUACGAAGUUCCGCCCCAAGACAUCAUGAUCGUGUCGCGGCCUCACCGCCGGCGAGCGAUACUCGCCCGUGGCAUCGCAUUAGUGGUUCUGAUCAUUGCGUGCCACGUGCCCGCCAGCGUGGACUGCCAGCUCAGCACGUCCCCGCGGACACCACGCGGCGCAAUAGCGUCGCGGCGCGAUGUGUUCGGCCCGACGCGGAAGCUUUUGCUCGAUGCCCUCGAUGCCUCGGGGCACUCCGGCUUUAAGGCGCUCCUAGAAAAAUCAGGGUCUCUAAGCGCCAUUGGCGGCGCGCUUGACGGCGCGCCAUUCUCGGUUUUCGCCCCCUCGGACAAAUCUCUGAUCUGGCUACCGCCCGCGCUUCUCGCCAGCUUACAGAAUCCGUCCAACGUUGCGACUCUCCGUCAAGUCUUGACGUACCAUUUCGUUCGCGAAAAGAUCUCCCGUUUCGCGUGGGAGGGGCCGUGGCGGAGCGUGCAAGGCGAGGACGUCGUGCUGCACGCGGAUGGGGCGAACUUCACUGUAUCGGAUAUGCCUAUAUCGAAGUACGCCGCUGCAUAUACGGCGCGCUUCGUGUUGCACACAACGGACGGGCUCCUCUUUCCCCCCAGCCUCCGUGCGCGGCUCACUGGCGCGGGGGGCGCGACGGGGGGAGCGCCUCAGCUGGCGGAGGUUCCGCCAGUGGCGGUGCAAGGGGAGGGGUCGGGGGAAGGAGGGGGUAGCGGAGCGAGUGGCGGAGUUGACGACAACGAGGAGUACGAGGAGGACUAUGAGGAGGACGUGUGGCGGCGGGAGGCGCUCCAAGCGUAUGACGUGUUCUACCUCUACGCCCCGGCUCCCGCACCGUCCAUGCCGUUGGCACUGCCACCUCCGUCGACGUCUCUCUCAGCAGGAGCCAUCGCAGGGAUUGUGAUCGGGUGCGUGGCGGGAGUAGCCCUGGCUGCAGCGCUGCUCUACUACCUGCUCGUUGCCCGGCACUGAAAGGACCACAGGGAGGACAAUACGAAGGCCCUGUCAGACCCAGAGGAAGCAGCAGCGCGGCGAGAAAAGGGGCUCGCGCGGCGCGCGUGGAGCCAGCAGUGAGCUAGAGGCCAGCGGCGAGCUAGGGGCCAGCGGGCGAGCUAGGGACUAGGGUGGAAGCUUUGUGCCAUGGCUAGCAGAGGCCAUCACUGCGAGACAGGGCCGCACGGCAAGCGCAGGCCGUCGCGGCAGGCUACGGUGGCGCGACAAGACUAGGGCAAAGCGGCGGGACGGAGCCGGCAUGGCGUGACCUACCAUCUCAGAGUAGCAAAGUGAACUAAGCAAGGGCAUACAGGGUGUUCUAUGAGUUGUGCAUUGUACUUCCUAAGAGCACAUACCUGUCUAGCCUGUAACUGAACAUACAUUACAAAUGUAUCAGUUGACAAAAAUGUCGUGAAUCCGGAAUAAAAAUCAAGAUCAAUG
Closterium sp. NIES-67 is the source of this 1571-nucleotide messenger RNA. NCBI's taxonomy places the organism in Eukaryota, Viridiplantae, Streptophyta, Zygnematophyceae, Desmidiales, Closteriaceae. The record is from the annotation of a GenBank genome assembly.